GGGACGGGAGCGGGGGCCGGGCCCCGGGCAGGCGCUGGCCGUCCCCACCAUGGCUCUGCGGCGGGUGCUGGGGCUGGGGGGGGCCCCGGGGCGCCGGAGCUGCUGCUCCAAGCGCCCGCUGCCCCCCGACUUCGUGGAGGCCCUGAGGGCGGUGGUCGGGGGCCCCAACGUCUCCACGGCCACGGCAGUGCGCGAGCAGCACGGCCACGACGAGUCCAUGCACGUCUGCGCCCCGCCGGACGCCGUGGUGUGGCCCCAGGCGGUGGGGCAGGUGCAGGAGCUGGCGGCGCUCUGCUACCGCUGCCGCGUGCCCAUGGUGCCCUUCGGCACCGGCACCGGCCUCGAGGGCGGCGUCAACGCCGUGCAGGGCGGCGUCUGCUUCGACCUGAGCCGCAUGGACGCCAUCGCGGAGCUGAGCCUCGAGGACUUCUCGGUGACGGUGGAGCCCGGCGUCACCCGCAAGGCCCUCAACAGCCACCUGCGUGGCACCGGGCUCUGGUUCCCUGUCGACUCCAGGGCAGACACCUCGCUGUGUGGCAUAGCAGCCACAGGUGCCUCGAGCACUAACGUGGUGUGGUAUGGCACCAUGCAGCCCCAUGUGCUUAACCUGUGUGUGGUGCUGCCUGAUGGGCGCCUGCUCCUCACCGCCAGCCCUGGACCCAGGCCAGGUGGGCACUGGGAGGCCAGGCUGGGUAGGGGCUGCAGGGGCACCCACUCACUGGCCCCUCACAGGAAGCAGGCUGCCAGGUGAGGGACAGGCAGUGGGAUGGGGACAAUGGGAGCAGCACCCCAUGGAGCUGCGGGUGCCACGGCUCUGUCCUGCCCAGCCCAGGGCUACUCCACGGACGUCUGUGUGCCCAUCUCCCGCCUGCCCGACGUGGUGGUGGAGACCAAGCGGGACCUGCAGGACUCCGGCCUCACCGGCCCCACAGCAGGACACAUGGGUGACAGCAACUUCCACUGCUUCCUCAUCUUCAACUCCCAGGACCCGGCCAAAGCCCAGCAUGUCCAUGCCUUCACCCAGCACCUGGGCAGAUGGGGACAGGGACAUCCCAGGUGGGACAGGGCAACAGAUGCCCCCAUGCCAUCCCCUGACCCCUCCGUCUCACAGGCAGGCACUGGUGGUGGGGGACACUGCAGUCCCCAUCUGGUACAGUAG
Molecule: messenger RNA, 1159 nt
Organism: Aquila chrysaetos chrysaetos
Lineage: Eukaryota; Metazoa; Chordata; Aves; Accipitriformes; Accipitridae
Gene: LDHD
Product: lactate dehydrogenase D
Exons: 7
Biological process (GO): lactate catabolic process
Cellular component (GO): mitochondrion
Molecular function (GO): FAD binding; D-lactate dehydrogenase (cytochrome) activity; D-lactate dehydrogenase (NAD+) activity
Source: RefSeq, a predicted model, not a curated record